CAGGUACCAAUGGAAAUGUAUACAUGUAUGCCCUUGAGACUGACCAAUGGCAGAGGACAGAGUGGGUUUAUAAGAGGGCUCUGACAGUGGCUCAGUACCGAGGCAAAAACGGACAAAACCAUGAAGGUCAUCAUUCUUCUCGCUCUGUUCGCUGUGGCAUUCGCUGCCCCCAUUGACGAUGAGGAUGACAAGAUUGUUGGAGGGUACGAGUGCAGAAAGAACUCUGCAUCCUACCAGGCAUCACUGCAGUCUGGCUACCACUUCUGUGGUGGCUCCCUGAUCUCCAGCACAUGGGUGGUGUCUGCUGCUCACUGCUACAAGUCCCGCAUCCAGGUGCGUCUGGGUGAGCACAACAUUGCCGUCAACGAGGGCACUGAGCAGUUCAUCGACUCAGUAAAGGUCAUCAUGCACCCCAGUUACAACAGCCGCAACCUGGACAAUGACAUCAUGCUGAUCAAGCUGAGCAGGCCCGCCUCCCUGAACAGCUAUGUGAGCACUGUGGCUCUGCCCUCCAGCUGUGCCAGCUCUGGCAUCCGCUGUCUGGUCUCUGGCUGGGGCAACCUAUCCGGCAGCAGCAGCAACUACCCUGACACUCUGAGGUGCCUGGAUCUCCCCAUCCUGAGCAGCAGCAGCUGCAACAGCGCCUAUCCUGGACAGAUCACCUCCAACAUGUUCUGUGCUGGCUUCAUGGAGGGAGGCAAGGACUCUUGCCAGGGAGACUCCGGUGGCCCCGUGGUGUGCAAUGGUCAGCUGCAGGGUGUUGUGUCCUGGGGUUACGGCUGUGCCCAGAGGAACAAGCCUGGUGUCUACACCAAGGUCUGCAACUACAAAUCCUGGAUCAGCAGCACCAUGUCCUCCAACUAAUUGAUCUAGACUGGAGGAGACAUCUUCUCUCAGACAGAAAUCCAUGAUAACAACAACUGUCAUGAGAAAAUAAAUUCUAUUUUACUUUUAAA
Molecule: messenger RNA, 956 nt
Organism: Oncorhynchus tshawytscha (Chinook salmon)
Lineage: Eukaryota; Metazoa; Chordata; Actinopteri; Salmoniformes; Salmonidae
Gene: prss1
Product: serine protease 1
Exons: 5
Coding region: 121-864 (247 amino acids)
Biological process (GO): proteolysis
Molecular function (GO): serine-type endopeptidase activity
Source: RefSeq, a predicted model, not a curated record